CAACAUGGACAGUUUUGAUUGCAGCUGUUGAUGUUAUUUAUACAUUAUAGUGCGUGAUUGAUGUUGCAGAAUAGUGUAAGAAUUGAAUGUGUUUGAUAUUGCAAUUCUUUCUAAAUUUAAUUCAGAAUGACUAUAGAGACUGGUGGAAGAAGCGGCACAAAAAAUCCAAUUAAAAUAAUUGCAAAUAUUUUUAUAUCUUUUAUUGGUGCAGGCGUAUUAGGGCUACCAUUUGCUUUUAAGGAGAGUGGUGUUUUGGAAGGAGUCAUCAUUAUGUUGGCAGUUUCAGUAUUUAGUAUUAAAGCUAUGCUGCUUUUGAUAAAAUGCAAGUACAAAAUCCUUGAAAAUCAAGCUACAAGUAAAAUGACAGCUUUCUCAAAAUUUGAAAAACUGAACCUGAAUGAUUCGCUUCCUACAAAAAUUGAUCAAGAAGAAAUGAAUGUACUUCUUAAUUCAGAAAAUCAUGAGCUGGAACUUGGUGAAAUGUCAAAUGGAAACAUAGAGAUAAAAACAAUGCACAAAUUAUUUCCUAGUUCUACAGAAGGUGUAAAUGAACAAAUAAAAUGCAGUUUUAUUCUUGUAAGUUCCAUUUAAAUAUCUCUUGUACUCUGCAUUGUUGUUUUAAGUAAUUAAAUAAAAAAAAAUAUAGUUUGGGAGUGUAGAUCAUUAAAUCUUUAAGAAUAUAUAGCUUAUGUUAACCUAUACCUACUAAUAAUUUCACUAUUCAGUUAUAUUUUGUAUUUUUCUGAUCAGUGUUACAAAGUAAUGUUUAUUUUUAUCAACAAAAAUUCAGUAGUUUUAGUAGAGUAGUCAUGUAGAAAUUUGUAGGGAGAAAAGAAUUCCAUGGAAUGCUAUUAUUAAUUGUAUUUUCAGAUUGUUACAGGUUUUGUAUUACAGUGGCACAUGUGAGAUGUUUAUGUACACAAGUAUAGUACUAAAAGAGUAACUUACUAUCAUAAUGAAUGAAGGGUAGUUCAAAAAUGUCUUUUAAAAAAUCCUAAACAAUCUGGAAAUAGGAAGAUUAGUCUAAAGGAAGAGUAAUCAAUUAGUUGAAGGUAAUCAAUUAAUGAGCCCAGUGGUUAAUCAAUUAGCAAAUUUUACUAAUCUCCCAUAUCUAUUGAACAUGUUACUUUUGAAUUUUUAGAAUUAUAAUGAAU
Messenger RNA from Limulus polyphemus (Atlantic horseshoe crab), 1154 nucleotides. RefSeq names its product amino acid transporter AVT3C-like. Lineage: Eukaryota; Metazoa; Arthropoda; Merostomata; Xiphosura; Limulidae. Gene Ontology annotation, biological process: amino acid transmembrane transport. The record is from RefSeq and is a predicted model, not a curated record. Bases 127 to 591 code for a protein of 154 amino acids. Gene Ontology annotation, cellular component: vacuolar membrane. Gene Ontology annotation, molecular function: amino acid transmembrane transporter activity. The transcript is spliced from 4 exons.